Messenger RNA from Ylistrum balloti, 1176 nucleotides. RefSeq lists its product as uncharacterized. The record is from RefSeq and is a predicted model, not a curated record. The coding region runs from base 1 to 1176 and encodes 391 amino acids. Lineage: Eukaryota; Metazoa; Mollusca; Bivalvia; Pectinida; Pectinidae. The transcript is spliced from 9 exons.
AUGAAAAUUUGCUACCUACUUUUGGUAUUGUUUGUUGGGUUCGAUUGGGGACUUGAUGACAGAACUGAUCAGGUUCCAUGUUUUCCUACGUGCACCUUAUCAGAUGAAGGUCGGCGUCUGUGCGAGUCACUGCAGAUAUCGGGACCAUGCGGCAAUCGAAACCAAAGAAAGAGAGAGGACAGAUCUGCCACAUGCAGCUGUGAGUGGUUGGCAAUGCUGAGUCACCCUGAAUAUAACUACGUCCCGGAUAAGUUCGGGUGUCUGCAGUAUUCUCUCCAUACCUGUGAUUCAAGGACACGCUUGUCACGUGACGUGUCCCGGAGUGAAUACACUGUGAGUGAUUUCUUGAGGGAAAUACAAAAUGAAAAUGCCCGGAUUGAAAAACUAACGGAUGAGUCGGAGAAGCGACAUGCAAAACUCAAGUUAUCAAAUACAGUACGAGACAUCGUAUACCUAAUCAGGCAAAUUGAUGCCAACAACAAAGAGAAACAUGAAAAAGACAGCACGGCCAAGGAUACAGAAAGAACCGGAACUACAGAUAAGAUGGAAAACCAAGACCGUAGUUUAACAGGUGGUUGGGAGAAGCCUGCAGGUGCAUCCAAACAGCCUAUGACAAAGACUUCAGCAGUAACAAAGCCAACAGUUCAGAUGUUCCCACUGAAAAACGAAAGGCUGUUCCAUAUCGCCAUGUUCAUAGCCCUGCUUCUUUUAAUUCUGGUCGUCAUUGUUCUCUUUCUUGUGGCUAAGAUGAAAACAGAUCGAGUCGGAGCCAAUUUGGAUUUAGUCGGCGACCUUGAUCUGGAACGCCGACGUCAUCAAAGAACGUCGUGGAGAAUUUUUUUAGACAAACUUCGUCUUCACUACAGGCAAAAAGCCACGGAAAAUUCGAAGAGGGGUCUUUCUAACGGAGACUUGACUUCUCGUCCAAAGAUUGCUAAACCUCCUAUGGCGGUUCCAUCGAAGUCUUCUAUAGGGAAAAAGGAUUCCAAAACAAGUUUGACAAAUAGUGUGGACAAACGGACCGAUAGUUGUACCAUGAUAUCUGGUUUAACGCAUGGAAACACGACCGGAAGUGACGUAGAAAUAGACAAUGAGUUCCGAAUGUUCAGAACAAAUUUCAAGAGAGAUUUUAAGUCUUUAUUAAACGUUAAUAAAGAAAAACAAGAAGAACAUUAA